AUGGGCUUACUGUCAUGGCUGAGACAGGAGGCGCAGCUGAAGAAGAUGGUCCUGAUUGUUGUGUUUAUUGCCUUGUUCCUGGAUCAUAUGCUACUAUCUGUGGUUGUCCCAAUCCUCCCCAGUUACCUGCACACAAUUGAACAGGCUUCCACCACCACUUCUGGGACCAGCACUGACUCACCAUUCACAUCAGUGAUUGGUGAGUCAAACGUGGGCUCCACGUUUGCACCUCAACACCAGAACCCAGCUGUCUCCAGUAAUUCAUCCACAGUGGCUCAGGUAUCCCCCCUUUCAAACUGCUCUGAAACGGAAGAUGAUCUGGACAAAGAAAACAUUAAAGUAGGACUGUUGUUGGCCAGCAAGUCUACUGUGCAGCUUCUCAUUAACCCCAUAAUUGGACCACUUACUAACAGGUUUGGAUAUCACAUCCCCAUGUGUGCUGGCUUUUGUAUAAUCUUCUCAGCAACCACCUUGUUCGCCUUUUCAUCUAGCUACAUCUUACUGCUGGUGGCUAGAUCAGUGCAAGGUGUGGGUGGAUCCUGUUUAUCUGUGGCAGGAAUGGGUAUGUUGGCUGAUGUGUACAAAGAUGACAAUGAAAGAGGGCGUGCGAUGGGUAUAUCCUUCACUGGUGUGGCCUUAGGGUUGGUAGCGGGUGCUCCGUUUGGCAGUGUGAUGUAUCAGUUUUUGGGGAAGAUGGCUCCCUUCCUUGUCCUGGCAGCCAUCGCUUUAUUGGGUGGAGGUUUGCAUGCCAUCAUUUUCCAACCAUCACGGGUGCAAGCUAAGACAGAAAAGGGGACUUCACUGCUGACUCUCAUGAAGGAUCCAUACAUUCUCAUUGCUGCAGGAGCUGAAUGCUUUACAAUGCAGGCUAUUGCCACAAUCGAGUCAUCACUUCCCAUAUGGAUGAUGAAGACCAUGUGUGUCAGCAAUUGGCAGCUAGGUAUUGUCUUCUUGCCAGACAGUGUGUCUUACCUCAUUGCAUCCAACGUCUUUGGUAACCUAUCAAACAAAAUUGGAAGAUGGCUAUGUGCUUUUAUUGGAAUGAUCCUGGUGGGAAUAACCACCAUCUCUUUUGGAUUUUCCAAGAACAUUUACCAUGCGAUGGCUCUGAAUGCUUCUUUGGGCUUUUCAGUUGGCAUAGUGGAGUCCUCAAUAAUGCCUCUAAUGGGUUAUUUGGUCGACCUGAGGUAUGUGCCAGUGUAUGGUACUGUUUAUGCUAUUGCAGAUGCCGCAGUCUGCAUUGGAUUCUCUGUAGGUCCAGCUAUUGGAGGUCCUAUAGUGGCAGCAAUUGGCUUCCCAUGGCUCAUGGCCAUAACUGGAAUUGUAAAUAUCCUCUUCGCCCCACUCUGUAUCUUCCUUUGGAGACCACCUCAACAGGAGGAAAUGUAA
This is a messenger RNA of Scomber scombrus (Atlantic mackerel), 1389 nucleotides long. RefSeq names its product synaptic vesicular amine transporter-like. Gene Ontology annotation, cellular component: synaptic vesicle membrane; terminal bouton. Bases 1 to 1389 code for a protein of 462 amino acids. The transcript has 14 exons. Gene Ontology annotation, molecular function: serotonin:sodium:chloride symporter activity. The record is from RefSeq and is a predicted model, not a curated record. NCBI's taxonomy places the organism in Eukaryota, Metazoa, Chordata, Actinopteri, Scombriformes, Scombridae. Gene Ontology annotation, biological process: transmembrane transport; aminergic neurotransmitter loading into synaptic vesicle.